Molecule: messenger RNA, 4417 nt
Organism: Linum trigynum
Lineage: Eukaryota; Viridiplantae; Streptophyta; Magnoliopsida; Malpighiales; Linaceae
Source: the annotation of a GenBank genome assembly
GGAGAGGAGAAAGGAGAGCGGCGAUUUGGGUUCUGUCAAAGUGGUGACGGCUUUGAGUAGAUAAAGCGAAUCCGAAAGGCGGAAGUGACUGCUCGUUCGACGAAGGUAAGGUGGCUAUGACCUGGUUUUUGUCGAAGUGUUACCAGUAUUUCAAAAUUAGGUUUUGAAUGUUUAGGGUUCCUCAAAUUCGAACAUCACCAAUUCCGAUGGGUUAGGGUUUCUCGAAUCCAGCCAUUUGUUGUGUCUGUUUGUUUAGAAGCACAAUAACAAAUUGUAUUUUACUUGACCAUGUAGAUGAUUGAAUAUAUGGAGAUUGGUUACCAUCACGGAGGCGAGAUGGACUUUUCUGGUGAGGCACCACGAUAUAUGGGUGGAUUUUGUGAGAAGUUCAACGUUGAUGUUGAUUAAGUGUCGUAUUUUGUUCUAGUAAUUGCAAUGAUCCAAAGAUUUACUUUCACAAAGUUUUAUAGUAGGAUUACAAAACUGAAAUGGAACUACAUUUGUUUUCUACAUAUUGCAACACCGCUCAAACAAGGCCAAAAUUGAAUAUUACACAACUGUUUUCUACAUACUGUUAUGCCACUCAAGUUCCUUGGAAUCUACAGAACACAACAUAAGCUACGACACCAAUUAUACAGAAGAUCAGGUUUGUCAUCAUGCUGUCAAGACUUUGGACCACAAUGUUCAUUCGGCUCAUCUCAGAGUUAAUUCUUGCAUGACCUUUUCUAGUUCUAAUUAACUCUUCUAAAAACUUGUUAUUGCUUGCUUCCACUUCCAUAAGUUUUGCCAUGAAACCAGCCUUCCCAUUGUCAUGUGCAGACCACACUGAUGCAUUCCUUCUCAUAUAUUUGUCCAUCCAUAGGAAGAAUCGACAAUCAUCCGUCUACAAAUGAAAUGAAAGCUAUUACUAAGCUAAAUACAUAGGUAUACAAACAACCCAACGUCACAAACAAAUAUAAUACCUUCCAAUAUGGACAACAACAGAACUGCCUUCCUGGAUUCCUACUAGUACCGUAUUUGUUCGUGAUGCAAGGUUUGUUAUGAUAGCAUAGAGGUCUGAAUACGUCAUUUGUGUUGGCCGAACCAGAAGAGCCAUCCAAAGCAGUCAUGAUUCUUCUUACUAACAAUAAAACUUCCCAUUCGAAAAUAAAAAACCAGAAGAGCCAUCCAAUUACAAUCUAUUUCGUCUACAGCCUAAUUCAAACCAGAUGAUGGAAACACCUAAUUCGAGCCAGAUGAUGGAAAGAGGCAGGGUUAAUACAACUUAUCCUCGUGAUUGGAAGACGAAGGUUUCCUCAAUCGAAUCAGUCUUCUUCUGACCAGGAGGCAAACGCUCUGCCGACGAGACAAUGGAUAGGGAAGGAGGGGCUGACUAAUAUUUUAUAUUUACCCAAUAUUUUUUUUUAUGUUCCUCAUUUCAGUGGCCUAGCCAAAAAAUUUAGUCAAGUGAGAUUAAAAGAUAAUCGAUUAAUGUGUGUCUUUAAUGGUAAGCUAGGGGAAAAGACCUAUAGCUCCAAUUGUCUAAAAAAUUUCAUAGCUUAUCCCAACAAACACCCUACAAUUCACUCCGGUAACGUUCCAAAGACAGUCUGAUUCAUACAUUUGUUUCCACUUCCACAUUUUGCUCCUGAAGUCAGCUGGUCAACCCCAAAUAAAAUUUCACUAAGCAAAGUCAGCCAUGUAUUGACUCUUUUUUCUUGUAACAAACACCAUUAAUGGCACUUUGAACUAAAGCGAAUACGGCCAAAGUUUGUUUGUUUGUUCGUUCGGAGUUGGCAGAACCUUGCAGUAGCAGUAACUAUGCAAUUCACAAUUAACUACUCAAAUCCUUCCCAUUUGUGUUCCACCACGCAAACACAAUCUUCAAUCUUGAUCGACCAACACAACAGCAAUCUUGGUUCCGGUAAAGAAAACCCGCCAUUACUGAAUUCCCUUACCCUUAAUCUUUAGAUGAUGAGUUUCUACGUACAAAUUAAUCCCCUCAUCCGUUUGAAGCAGAGACAUAAUCUUUGCACACGACACAAGAUUAAUGCCAAGCCACCCAGCUUAUUAAAAUCAGAUGCUUAUCUCCUAAGACUGUUCUUUAAUUUUCAGGUUUUCUGGGUAAUUCUCUGAUCUGGGAAAUUCACAGGGCAAGAUGCGAUUUAUUGCAGCUCUUCUCCUCGCCGUCAUUUUCCUGCUCCAUGGCUCCUGCAGCUCAUUUAUAGCUGCUCAGCAUUUCCCGUUCGUCCACGACGCGACGGUAGCCCCGCCGGUGGUGUACUUCGACUACAUCAUCAUCGGCGGUGGAACCGCGGGCUGUCCUCUGGCCGCGACCCUGUCCCAAAACGCCACCGUUUUGGUCCUGGAGCGGGGCGGGUCCCCGUACCGCGACUUCAACAUAACCAACGUGGGCAACUUCGGGAGCACGAUCUCCGACACGUCACCGCACUCUGCCUCCCAGAUCUUCAUCUCCGAGGACGGCGUGUACAACACGCGCGCCCGGGUGCUCGGCGGCGGGAGCGCGAUCAACGCCGGGUUCUACUCCCACGCGGAGCCGGAGUUCGUGCGCGACGCCGGGUGGGACGAGGACCUGGUCCGCCGAUCCUACGACUGGGUCGAGUCGAAGGUCGCGUUCGAGCCGCAGGUCAAGCAGUGGCAGUCCGCCGUCCGCGACGCGCUCGUCGAGAUCGGCGUCCUGCCGUACAACGGCUUCACGUACAACCACGUCGACGGGACCAAGAUCGGCGGGACCAUCUUCGACGACCAGGGCCACCGCCACACCGCCGCCGAUCUCCUCGAGUACGCCAACCCCUUGACGGUCAAGGUCUACCUCCACGCCACCGUGGCCAGAAUUCUCUUCACUAAUAAAGGGAGGCAAUGGCCAAAGCCAAGAGCAUACGGUGUCGUAUUCGAAGAUGCGUUGGGAAUCAGGAAGAGGGCUUUCUUGAGACCAAACCCACAGAACGAGGUAAUCUUGACCGCCGGCGCGCUCGGGAGCCCGCAACUGAUGAUGUUGAGCGGGAUUGGGCCUGCUCUGCAUCUGAAGAGCCAUGGAAUCCAUGUGGUUUUGGAUCAGCCCAAUGUGGGACAAGGAAUGGCGGACAAUCCGAUGAACCUCCUCUACGUUCCUUCCCCUGUUCCAGUUGAGAUCUCGCUCAUUCAAGUCGUCGGCAUCCCUUCCAAUCAGAACACCUACAUCGAAACCGCUAGUGGGCUGAGCUUCGCUUACUCUUGGGCUCAGGGAUUCGCUCGUGACUAUGUCACAUUCUUCAAUCAGUCGGGGAAGCCAUCGUCGUUGACGGCGGAGACGAUGGCGAGGGCGAUCGACACGGUGCACGCCUACGCCGCCAACACGAGCUUGAAAGGGGGAGUGAUACUAGAGAAAGUGAGGGGACCGUUAUCUUCAGGGGAUCUCAAGCUGCGGAGCAGGAGUCCAAGGGACAAUCCUGCGGUCACGUUCAACUACUUCAAAGAUCCACAGGACCUGCGCGGGUGCGUGGAAGGGAUGAGGAGCAUCAUCAACCUGAUCAACGCGCCGUCGUUCGCUAGGCUCCGGUACGCGCACCUGCCCGUUCAGGCAUUGGUGGACUUGAUGCUGAAUCUGCCGGUGAACUUGAGACCGAGGCACGUCUCGUCGUCGAUCUCGCUGGAGCAGUUCUGCAUCGACACGGUGAUGACGAUUUGGCAUUACCAUGGAGGGUGUCAAGUUGGGAAAGUGGUGGAUCAGGAUUAUAGAGUUGUUGGUGUUGAUGGUUUGAGGGUUAUUGAUGGAUCGACGUUUCUUAAGUCUCCGGGGACGAACCCUCAAGCUACUGUUAUGAUGCUUGGAAGAUAUAUGGGGACGAGGAUUUUGCAAGGGAGACCGCCGGUCAAUUGGAGGAGAUUGCAAGGGAGACUUCCGGCGAGUUGGAGGAGACGACCGUGGCUUAGCCACGUUCCUAAAAAAAAUAUGCAGGGGAAAGAGAGGAUUAGGCCUUAAAGACCGGUGUUCUUUAGUGGGAUUUUGAAGGGUUGGAUUUGGAGGAAGAUGUCAAUCGAUAGGCAUGAUAAAAUGAAGUGGGAAGAAAUGUUAUGUUUUUUUUUUUUUUUGUGAGCAAUUGGAUUGGGUUGUUUUUAUGAUUUUGUGACUCGUGAUAAUGAUUAGUGUGACAAAGAGAUAUAAACAUGAUGUGGUGUUUUGAAAUGUAAGUUGGAUUUACGUAUUUUUACGUAGUUAGAUUGGUCUAGAGAAUAACCAUUUGUUGUUCUAGUUAUUCGGAUUUCAAAUAUAAACUUAACUUCUCCCAGGUGUUUUACCUCAAAGCUCUCUCUCAACAUGGCUUCUGCUUCAUUGACCACGUGAAUAUUUGUAUCAAAUAUCAACAUGUCAUCUACAUACAAGCAUAUGAUAGUGCAAGUGUUAUUCUCUGAUUUGUAGUAAAUACACUUGUCACUU